Messenger RNA from Trametes versicolor FP-101664 SS1, 2430 nucleotides. Its product is annotated as BRO1-domain-containing protein. The transcript is spliced from 17 exons. Gene Ontology annotation, cellular component: endosome. The coding region runs from base 1 to 2430 and encodes 809 amino acids. The record is from RefSeq and is a predicted model, not a curated record. Gene Ontology annotation, molecular function: protein binding. Lineage: Eukaryota; Fungi; Basidiomycota; Agaricomycetes; Polyporales; Polyporaceae.
AUGCCCAAUCAACUGUCUAUACCAUGCAAGAAGACCUACACCAUCCCCAUCCGACAGGCAGUACGGGACUACAUACUCUCUCAUCAUCAUGACACGCAUCCGGACGCGUACAGAUGGGACAUCGGACACUGGGAGAAGCUGCGCGCGGAAGCCACCAGUGGCGGCGUUCACGUCGACCGCGUCGGCACAUUGCUCAGCUAUCAUGCUCAACUGGUGUUCAUUUUGACGAAAUUACCUCCCGAUAUCGGCCUCGAAAUCCCUUACGCCACAGCAUUCGACGGCUCUACGCUGCCACAAACCCUGACCAAUCUCGUGUACGAGCGUGCGGCCGUCCUGUAUAACCUCGCCGCACUCUAUUCGCAGCUCGGCAGUGCGGAAGAUCGCUCCACCCCUCAAGGCCUGAAGCAAGCGAUCAAAUUCUAUCAGAAUGCCGCCGGGGCCCUUAAUUACCUGCAUGACUCGGUCCUACCGCAGCUACAUGCAUCACUGGGUCCGGAGGAUCCUCCCAUAGAGCUGGGAAACGCGUUUGUCAAGAGUCUUGAGUUCCUGAUGCUCGCCCAGGCUCAGGAGUGUGUCUGGCAGCGCGCCGUCAUGGACAGCUACAAGAAUGGACUGAUUGCAAAGCUGGCGCAAAAGGUGGCAUCGUUCUACGGUUCAACUGCCAAGUACGUCAAGGACGCCUCUCCUUCCAUCAAGCACGUCUUCCCCUCGAAUUGGGUUUCCCAUCUCGAGACGAAAGAAUUCCAUUUCCUUGCAGCCGCCCAAUAUCGGAAGAGUCGGGAAGAUCUGGAAGCACAUCGUUACGGACAUGAGCUAGCCCGACUUUUCGAGGCUCAAGCACUCGCAAAGAAGGGUUACGACAUCGGUCGACGCAGCGGGGUCGCACAGCCGGUCCAGCAAGAUAUAAAGUCGCUCCUGGAUAAUGUUCAAAAGAACGUCUCUCGUGCUGAACGUGACAAUGAUUUGAUAUAUCACCAAGAUGUCCCCCCUGCGUCCGCACUCCCUCCUAUCACGGAGGUGGUCAUGGCCCAGCCCCUGGUUGACCCGGGCCUUCAGGAUCCGAAGAGCGUUGUCGGAAAAGAUGGCGUAAUUUUCGGCGAAUUGCUCGGAUGGGGGGCGCGCCUCGCCAUUGAGAUAUACAAUGACCGCAGGCGCAACUGGAUCACGGAGGAGAUUCAAGACCGAGCGCGUAUGCUGGACGAUGCAUUGUCGAGCGCCCGCGAGAGCCUGAACCUUCCCGCCGCGCUGGACGCGCUGGACAGGCCUAUCGGCUUGCCUCCCAGUCUUGUGAAAAAGGCCGAGGAGGUUAGGCUGGAGAGCGGCCCUGAGCGCAUCGACACGUACAUUCGGGACGUCCAGGCGCUCGCGCAGCACGUCUCUUCGCUCCUCGACGAGGCCAUGGACAUCCUUGAUCAGGAAGCAGACGAAGACGAAGCCCUGCGGGACUCCGCAGGAGCGAUCCCUGAGCGAGCUCCGUCCCUCGAAGCGAAUAGAGACUUCGUCGCGAAGGAGCAGCAAUACCGCGCUGUUCUCCAACAGGCGACGGACAGCGACGCACUCGUCCGGAAGAAGUGGGAAGAGUGGGAGGACUCUAUUACACAGCUGACCUGGCCGGAGGACGAACUGGAGUUGUCGAUUCCGUCUUCGACCGUCGACCUCGCCCGGCGCGUCGGCGCUACAGGCUCCGACCCGACGCGCACCCACGCCCGCGCCUUGCGCACGCUUCUCGAGCAGCUGGAGGACCUGUCAAACGCUCGCACGGAGCUUGUCGCGAGGGUCGACCGGAUGACGGCUUCUGAUGACAUCACACAGCGCGUUGCGAGGGCGGCGUCGGCGAUGGAGCAGUGGGUAAACGUGCAACCCGCGAUGUUCGAAGACAUCUUGGACGAGGAACUGUCGAAGUACGACAGGUUCCGGGUCCAGCUCGAGGAGAACGGACAGAAGCAGGAAGCGUUUUUGCAGUCCCUCCAGGACCGUCACGCGCUAUUCAUGCAGUCCCGGAAGGACGACGCAGCGGUCAAGGAGCGCGAGCUGGCGCUGCAGUCUCUCGACCUGGCAUAUCACAAAUACCGGGAGAUAGUCCGGAAUUUGGAGGAAGGCCAGAAGUUCUACAAUGAAUUCUCGGCACUGCUGUCGGAGUUCCGCGCCCUGUGCAAGGAUUACGCCGCCGCACGAGGCCAAGAAGCAAGCGCGCUGACGCGGGCCAUGGACCGCCUCGCACUGGCGGCGAACCACGCCCCCCAGGACUCCGAGCCUCCUGCCCCAGAUCUAGAACCUUACAUGCCAGAGUCGCCGCCGCGCCAUCCGCGGGCGGUGCUCGAUCUUCCGCCGCCAGAUUCGGACGAAUGGGAGACGAUGGUGCUCCCACCCGCACCAAGGCCGGUGGAAGCGAAGCGCAGGGUGACGCGCUCGGCGCAGAAGAGCACGUAA